AUGGCGAACAUUGUUCAACCUCUCUGCGUUCCUUCUUCGUAUAAAGAUCAACAGUAUCAAGGUACAUCAACAGAUCUUGCCAAAGAUCUUUCAAAUAGCACUACCCUUUAUGUAGGAAACUUGUCAUUCUAUACAACCGAAGAACAAAUAUAUGAAUUAUUUUCAAAAGUUGGUGAAAUAAAGAGGAUUAUCAUGGGACUGGACAAAUUUCAAAAAACUCCUUAUGCAUUGGAUUGUAUGAAAUAUAUCAACAGCACAAAACUAGACGAGCGAAUCAUCAGAACCGAUUUAGACCCUGGCUAUAGGGAAGGAAGACAAUUUGGAAGAGGAAGGUCUGGUGGGCAGGUUCGUGAUGAAUAUCGACAAGAUUUUGAUACAGGCCGCGGGGGGUGGGGUCACGUUCGUGCGCGACAAGAAGCUGAACGAGCGAGACGUCAAAAAGAAGAAUAUGAAGCUAUUACCACAAUUCCUAUCGGCGCUGGAGAAUAUAAAGGAAAAUCAACGGUCACGAAGAAACAUUCCAGAAAUGAGGAAGAUGAGGGAGUCGAAAUCUAUGGUGUUCAAGAGAAGUUCAAGAAUCCUCGGUUUAGAGAAGGCAGAUCUGACGAUGAGGAUGAAAUGCAGACUGAUGCUUGA
Molecule: messenger RNA, 636 nt
Organism: Cetraspora pellucida
Lineage: Eukaryota; Fungi; Glomeromycota; Glomeromycetes; Diversisporales; Gigasporaceae
Source: the annotation of a GenBank genome assembly